GAGAGUGUGACAUGAAGAUGACACAUAGGAAGGUACACGAGCGCAUUGUCUCGCGUCACACCCUUUGACGAGGAAGGUGGGAGGGAGGAGAGGAAAGAGGGAGCAGUUAUGAUCCUAAUCUUACGUUUCAUUGUGUCUCGGGCUUAAGUUCCUGCCAGGUCAGCAAACCGUAGAUACGCCUGUAACUUUCCGAAUGGAAUGGAAGAGAGGAACGGGUCCGCGCUCGCAACUCCGUACACAGGUAGCGUAGAAGGCCCCCGCGAUUAUCGGAGGUGGCUCGCUUCAGUCUGGUCUAGACGUCGGCCGUGCGCGCACCAUUCUUCCGACGCGACGUGUCCGCCACCACUUUUCCGUGCGUGCCUCGGGUGUGACACACGAUCGAGGGAUUUGCAGAAUCUCUCUGUGUAUCGUUUACUAGGGAUACCGGCGUAUACCGACAUCCCGGUAUUCCCCCUUUCACGCCCGUUAUAUGAAUUCUCAACAUCAACGUGCGCUUCAUGGGGUUCGCGUGGAACGAGUUUCACUGGCGCCUUCUCUUGUCCCUGAGUAGAACGCGAAUAGAGUGUAGUCAAUCGCGUUCCCAGGGAA
Atta colombica is the source of this 588-nucleotide messenger RNA. RefSeq lists its product as uncharacterized. NCBI's taxonomy places the organism in Eukaryota, Metazoa, Arthropoda, Insecta, Hymenoptera, Formicidae. The coding region runs from base 199 to 546 and encodes 115 amino acids. The record is from RefSeq and is a predicted model, not a curated record. The transcript is spliced from 2 exons.